Molecule: messenger RNA, 1524 nt
Organism: Sinocyclocheilus anshuiensis
Lineage: Eukaryota; Metazoa; Chordata; Actinopteri; Cypriniformes; Cyprinidae
Product: solute carrier family 25 member 36-A-like
Exons: 7
Coding region: 325-1260 (311 amino acids)
Biological process (GO): pyrimidine nucleotide import into mitochondrion
Cellular component (GO): mitochondrion
Molecular function (GO): pyrimidine nucleotide transmembrane transporter activity
Source: RefSeq, a predicted model, not a curated record
UGUGAGUGGGAGAGUGAACACGAAGAAGGUGAGCUGCGUGCGGGGCAAGCGUGCUCGUUUUGAACCCCCUGCUCUGACCUGCCAAAUGGAUUUUGACCCAGAUCAGUGAUAUGCAGUCACAUUUUCACCGCAGACUCACUUUCAGACCAACUAUUGAAGAAGCGACGCCCGUGGACCGAUCAGCGGGGGUUUGUUGGAGGCGAAGCCGCGCAGAAAUGCUUUGAGGUUGCCUAAAGUGGCUGGUAGUGACCCGCAUGAGCCACACUGACACGGACACUGCUGCCCAGUCCGGUGCAUCUCCAGUCCCGGAGAGAAUGAGCCGAGAUGAGCCAGAGAGACACACUGGUGCAUCUGUUUGCUGGAGGAUGUGGAGGCACGGUGGGUGCGAUCCUGACCUGUCCGUUAGAGGUGGUGAAGACGAGGCUUCAGUCUUCCUCAAUAACGCUCUGCAUCUCUGAGGUGCAUCUGAGCACAGUUAAUGGAGCCAGUGUGGCACGUGUGGCCCCUCCGGGGCCCCUUCACUGCCUCAGAUUAAUUCUUGAGAAGGAAGGCCCUCGUUCUUUAUUUCGGGGCCUGGGGCCCAAUCUAAUUGGAGUGGCUCCUUCACGGGCCAUCUACUUCGCCGCCUAUUCCAGCUCAAAGGAGAGACUGAACUGUGUGUUUGAGCCAGACUCCAUGCAGGUGCACAUGACGUCUGCUGGGAUUGCAGGGUUCACGGCUAUAACAGCAACCAACCCAAUUUGGUUAAUUAAGACACGUCUACAAUUGGACGCCAGGAAACGCGGGGAGCGUCGCAUGAAUGCGUUUGAGUGUGUGCGGCACGUGUAUCAGACGGAUGGUCUACGUGGGUUUUACCGCGGCAUGUCUGCUUCUUAUGCGGGCAUCUCAGAGACUGUGAUUCACUUUGUGAUCUAUGAAAGCAUAAAACGACGUCUUUUAGAGGCCAAAGCAGCAACGCACAUGGAUGGGGCCGAGGACACAGCCAAGGACGCGUCGGACUUUGUGGGCAUGAUGCUGGCAGCCGCCACUUCCAAGACCUGCGCCACAUCUAUAGCCUAUCCACACGAGGUUAUCCGCACACGGCUAAGGGAAGAAGGUACCAAGUACCGCUCGUUCUUCCAGAGUCUCAGCCUGGUGAUUAGAGAGGAAAGCUAUCGAGCUCUUUACCGAGGACUCACCACACAUCUGGUCAGACAGAUCCCCAAUACAGCCAUCAUGAUGUGCACCUACGAGUUCGUCGUCUACCUGCUUGAUGACUAAACUUUGACCUGAGGUGCCUCAGUAUUCAUGGACGAAGAGUUCUGUGGUUUCAUUCACAAUUUGGGAGUGUCUUCUGAGAGGAAGGUGUUAGGAGAAAAAGGAAAAUGACUAAAAAGGUUGUGUCUAGAAAGCAAUGUUCUCGUUUCUUGGUUUUCCUUAACUUUCUGUCUUUUAAUGUUGCUUAAAAUGAUGCUGCUUCUAAUGGCGCUUUUCCACUGCGUGGUACGGCACGGCUCGGUUCGGCUCGGUUUGCGUUUCCACUGC